AUGGGCUGGAGGUUGAUCCGCGUCUGCAGAUGGGUACGACGGCGCCAGCCCAGGUUCAAGGCCUACCUCCGCCUUAAGCCUGUGGCCUCUCCAUCAUCCUCUCCUUCUUCCCCCUCGUGCCAACGAGAAAUCGGAGGGAAGAAAACCCUAAUGGGAGCUAAGAUUGCUUCUUGGUAUCGCUCCCUCGCCAGACGCCUCGGGCCACUUUCGUUCCAAUUGCGGGGAGCGGAGAGGAGCUACCACCGCGUACCCGGGUUUCACCGCCUCAUCUCAUCUCAACAUCAGAACAAACGAGGUUCCCCUCUCCACCAUUCGGAGCAUCAGCAUCAACAACAGCAAAGGAAGGCUCCGCCGAAGGGCCACCUGCCGGUGUACGUUGCUGGGAAGGACUUCGACCCGCCGCGCCGGGUUCUGGUGCCGGUGAUCUUUUUCAACCACCCGCUGUUCGUAGAUCUGCUGCGGAGGGCGGAGGAGGAGUUCGGCUUCCACCACCAAGGGGGGAUCACCAUCCCUUGUCCCAGCUCCGACUUCGAGAACGUCUGUACUCGCCUCGCCGCCGCCGCCGACAGCAGCCUCCUCACUAGUAGGCCCCAAGGGCUCCGCCGAUGGGCGCUGCCCCUGAAUCGACGCCGGUAG
Spirodela intermedia is the source of this 636-nucleotide messenger RNA. The record is from the annotation of a GenBank genome assembly. NCBI's taxonomy places the organism in Eukaryota, Viridiplantae, Streptophyta, Magnoliopsida, Alismatales, Araceae.